AUGGUCCUGUAUUCAAUAUAUGAUGGGCGUCCUAAUGUGCUUGGAGAGUCGCUCAUCAGCCUUCUACCUCCUGAAGGUGAAAAUAUUGAACUAAACAAAGCCUAUUGUGUUGAUCUCAAAAACUGGACGAUUGAUCGCCAUACUUUCGUGGCAUCCUAUAUAGCUCGUAUGGUGGGUGCACCGUUUCUCAUGUCAUCACUGUCAUUACAUUCAAACGACAGCGGCAAACAAGUUCUGGAAAUUGGACUUGGCGGUGGAACUUUCGACAUGGGUCUACAUGCACUGAAACCUUACGUGAACAUCACUGCUGUUGAUAUCGACGACGUAGUGAUGAACGUUGCAACCAAAUGGUUCGGUGUUGUGGAUUCGAAAUAUCAUCAUUCUCUUAUCCAAGAUGGCGUAGAGUUCGUUGAGAACGCCAUUAAAGAAGGCAGAAAAUUCGACGUUGUGGCGAUCGACGCAUGCGACAACUACCCACACAUGCCUUGCCCUGCGGAACCGUUUCGAAGUGGAAAGUUCUUAGAAAAGUUAAGGGAAGUGAUGACAGAUAAAGGCACGCUAAUUGUCAAUUUACUCACUACGCCAGGACUGAGCAAAUCUGAGUGGAAUGAGGUGAGCACUCUGUAA
Molecule: messenger RNA, 627 nt
Organism: Cooperia oncophora
Lineage: Eukaryota; Metazoa; Nematoda; Chromadorea; Rhabditida; Trichostrongylidae
Source: the annotation of a GenBank genome assembly